AUGGACGAAAAGUGCGGCCGCGAGCAGCCCUCAGCUCCCGCUCCUCUCACCAAUGGAGACGCCCAACAGCAGCAGGCCGCCGGCGACUUAAUCACCAAAGUAAGCGAUGUCUCAGACGGUCAGAAAACGAAGAAAAAGAAGAAGAAAACAGGUUUUGAAGAAUUAAAUGGUGAUGCUGGAUCAGAAGACGAGGUUGAAUUUGCAGCAAGCCAGGAAACCGAAGAAGUAAAUUUGAUUUCUUCCAGCGCAACUAAUGGCAGAAAGCAAUUUUUAGACACUAAUUUCAACCCCAGGCACACAACAAAAACUAUCACUUAUAACCGAGUGGGUAAUAAAACAAAGAGUUAUAAUCACAAAAACAGUAUGGACAAAAAAAAUGACAAAGUCUUUGAUAAUAAAUCUAGGGAUAACAGAUCAAUUGAAAAGAAGGAGGCAUUGUCAUUUCUCAAUGGUGUUAUAACUAGCAGCUCUGGGUAUAUUACAAAUGGAUUUUCUGUCAAGAAUUCAGCCGACAAUGAUGGUAGUGGAUCUGAGAGUGGUUACACCACACCGAAGAAACGUAAAGGCAGGAGGAAUAGUGACAAAAGUAUUGAGAACUUAAAUCUAUUUCAAGACAAAAUCAUGCAGCACGAGGGGAACCCAAGUCCUCCAAAGUUGGAUCUUGAAAAUGCCAAACUUGAGAUAUCUGAGCAAAAGACAAAUCGUCUAGAAAAUGCUAAGCCCAGUGGAAGGUAUGAACUCACAGCAGUUAGUCCAGUCACAGCUCGAGCGAAGAUGGGAGCUGGUGAAACCCAACGGAAGAACUCUGAUGGAAAACCUAGUGGUGGUAAAAAGUUUGAAGACCGGCCUAAAUCAAAGGCAGCAUCUGUAACUUCAAAGGAAGACUCUUGGACACUAUUUAAACCACCUCCAGUCUUCCCAGUGGACAACAGUAGUGCAAAAAUUGUUCCCAAGAUUAGUUAUGCAAGUAAAGUUAAAGAGAACCUCAACAAAUCACCCUCAAAUCAGUCAUUGGCUGUGGACACUCAGGCACUAGCUUCAGGUCGUUUGUCACAGGUUCCUAUGUCUGCUGUGAAAGCUGUCACCUCAUCUAGCUUCUCUAACGGUUUGGCUUCAGGAGUGACUGAUGGGCAUAUUGCUGUUUCAGGAGUCCACACAGUUACUGCUGCUAAUACUGUAGUGCCUGCCUCCUCUGGGAGUGAGACUUCUGUGUCCCCUGAUGGCUCAGACCCAAUGGCCAUGGAACAAAGAAAGCAGGGUCUCUUUUUCUACCCUUCAAAUAUGCAAUCUGUGCUUCCUAGCACGAAGCCAGUGGAACUGCCGUCACAGACAACUCAACAAAACCUGGGGGAUAUUUUCCAGAACCAAUGGGGAUUAUCUUUUAUAAAUGAGCCAAGUGCUGGCCCUGAGUUAGCCACUGCAAGAUCUGUGGACAACCCACCUCUGGAGGUGACGUUUCAAGCUGAAUGUGCUGCCUCUUUGGUUUCACAGGGUGCUGAACUGCUUUCAACAGGACCUGAAAUUGCUGUGUUUCCAAAGGCUUAUGAAUUAGACAAACGGACUAGCCCUCAGGUUCUCAGCAGUGUCAUGAAGACUGCCACAGUGGCUGCUGGUGUUUCUGCUGAGGGCAUGUCCUUGCCUAUGGAACCACAUGUUAAUGACCUGCAAAAGAUGGCUGCUACAAGCCAAAGUGCAAUAGUUUUUGUCCCAAAAGACUUUGGGAGUGAAACACCACAACAAGCCUCUUCUACCAAUGCUUUGGUGCCGUCAGCCAAAGAAAACCCAAGGUACCACAGAGGCUUUGACAGAAAGGACAGCUUUGGGUCAUUUGACUUGAAAUCUGCUGUUAUGUAUCACACUAAAGAAAUGGACUCUAUAUGGAACCUGCAUAAACAAGAUCCCUCUAGAGUAGUUACCUAUGAUGAAUCUAUGGAUCGUCCUGAUCAAUGAAGUCAGUUUGGUGAACUGCCUGUUUUCAUUGUUGCUGCAAGCCGCUGUCUGGAUGCUACUAUGCUCCUUUAAAAUCAUCUCUUUAGCAGUGGACCAGUUCAGGAGAAUCAUCAAAAAAAUAGUUUUUAAACAAAGGAAACCGAAUUUGAGCAAGUGCAAAGAGCGUGUCAUACAGUUCUUUUGAUGGACUCUAAUUGGGUAUCUAAUGACCUCUGGUACUGAACCUAUUACAAAACCAAGUCUGAAUGCAAUGAUCAGUGAAUAGUGGACUUUUUACCUAAGUCUGGUUCUUAAGAUCCUGCUGGUGUAACGUCAGGCUCCAAUGAACCACUGAAGGGGCUGUCCCACUUCACAAAGGCUGCAUUUUGCUGUGAGUGCACCAAGAUUCCACACGGGAAAACAGGAGGAUUACAAAACAUUUUUUAAAACCCAAAAGUUAUGCUGGAAUAAUGCCUUGAUGUGCAGUUUUCUUUUCUGCUGCAAGGCUCUCGGCUUUUGCUGGGAUUAUGUUGGUCAGUUAGGCCUUGGGGAAAAUUGUCUUAAUUCAUCACUGGGAAGAAAUCAGAAAGUCACAAGCAACUGCAAUAUUCAACAAUGCAGUGCUGGUUGUUCACUGGUCAGAAAGACCAUGCUCCACAUGCAAAAGGGUAUAUCACGUGAAAUUUGUGGAGUAGUUCAACUUAGGUAUUUAAUGUUGUACAAUUCUUUCCCUCUUAAUUUUUUUUAAAUUUGCCAUUGUAUGUGUUAGAAACAUAAACUGCACUGCUUCUGCUGUAGGGGCUCUACAUUCACUGUCUUUCUCUAGAUCAUUAAAUAUUUCAAUCAGUAGGUUAUUUCCCUGUUGUGCGUCUGGCCUUAACUAUUACAAAAUGAUAUGUAUUUGCUUACUAUGCCCUCCUUUUUCCUUUUAUAUCAUCUUGCUUUUUAAAACUUCGCAUUUUCAUGCAGUAUAUACCAGAAUCAUGCAGAUUAUACUGAUUAAAAGAAAAAGGAAAAAAAAAGUAGAUUUUGAAGUCAAACUAAAAUUGGAUCACCCUCCUACAUUCUUUAGCCCUCUUAAGGGACAGUUUAAAGUUUGAGUUUAAAAAGCCAAUUUGGUUAUUAAAUUCUAACGCAUUCUGUGUAGUUCACAGCUUUAUUGCUGCUUCUAAACUAUUAAAUAUAUAUUUUUAAUAUUAAAAACCUGCUUGGAUUUUUACAAAUCGGCAAAGAGCUUUAUGGCAAUAUUAGAAGUGAGUGAAGAGUGUACAGGCAUGGACUUCUGAGCGUGCAACAGUAGUUAUUAUACACUACAGCUUGUGCAGCAUGUAAGACUAAGUGCCAGAGUGGGGAGAGAGAUUUUUUUUGAACGUUCCUGUGGCUUUAUGCUAUGUCUUGCAAAGUAAAUGUUCUCGAUUUAAUUUUUGCUGUGUGGUUGUGGAAAGUAUGAUGUAACCCAGUGCUCAGCACCAGUCCUCCCCAGAUGCUCAAACUUUCACAUCAGUUUUGUUGUCUUGAGCACUAGACUGGAAGUGAUCCUAUAAUUUGCCUAACAAACUCAAAUCCUACAAUGCCAAAUAUAUUUCUGCUGGUCAUCAUAUUUAAAUAAACUCAAUUUUUGGGGAGAAAUUGGUGGUCAGGCUAGCAGUCUUUUUUUUGUAGGAAAAGUGUGCGCUUGCUAGACUUAAAUCUCUCACUUAUGAUAGCCAGAGUUAAACAACUGUUUAAUGGCAUCUGGGUGCAAAUCUGUCCAGCACUGUGUUUCUAAUUUCUGGAAAUGCUUAAGAUCCUUUUGUGUAAUGAUCAGAAAAUGCAGGAAACCACUGUCCUUUCAAAUUCUUCCAAGAGAGCAGAAAGGCUUGACAUUACUUUACACUUUAACUAGUCUGUCUAAUGUUUGUGCUAAUUUAAAUACAAGCAUCAUAAUGGUUUGCAGCUUGACCAAUAAUGUCAAGUUAAGUACACUUCUGAACAAUUCAACAUAGCAGGCAGUAUUUUUUUUAGAAUUUCGCCUAUUGCUUACUUUCUGCAGAUUGCUUGUAGAAAUUUUCAGUGACUCGUUGAAAUUUUUACUUGCAAAUGCUGAACUGGAAAAAUGUCAUACCUUAGAAUUAAAUUUUAUUCAUGCCAUCAAUUACUGAUUUCUAAUGGCUAUUAAAAGGCAGUUUAUAAUGACAACUCUCAUAACUUGGUUAUCAAUCCCUGAAAUGAGUGGUUCGGCAAUCCAGUACAUAUUUGGUACUGUAGAAUAUUCUGGUUAUUUAGGGCCACAGGACCACUGGGUAGUUCCACCCAGAUUUUGUUACGCUUACCCUUUCUGUGCUGUCUUUUGAUCUCUCACUUAUGUUUUCCCCUGCCUUGAUUCUUCAAUAAGCACUUAAAGUUUCUUAACUUUUUAUCUGUUUAUAUUUUUUUGGAUAGGCAUGUAAGUUUUAAGUACAGGUCAGUCAAUUGUGACUAAUUAGUACAGUGAAUGCUAAUGUGUUACUAUUGUAGGUAUAACAUUUUCCGCCUCAAGAGUGUUAGUACUGUAGCAUAAACCAAAUACAGUGUAGACUGUGGUGCCCCCUUCUUCUAUGAAGAGACUAAAAACAUGGGAAGAGGGACUGAAUGAAUGUGUGAGAUCUAUACAGUAUCUGGUGCAUUUAUUAGUAUUCAGAAUAAGAACUUAAUUUAUUUUGUGCCAUGUGUUGAUUUCAUUUCAUUGAUUAACGAUCAUCAUAGAGGUCUAAUUAUUGCAGAAUGGCACUAAGCAAGUAAGAUAGCAUAGGUUCUUUUAAAUUGUUGUUGCUAAGAUGCAAACUAAUCAUGGUUCAAGUCUUUGAUACCUGUAUUGUUUUAUAAAUAAAUCAUUUUUGUAAUGUUAUGUCAGUCCAGCUGUAGGCCUUGCAGGUCAGCCUUUUUUCAUUCCAGUUCCCAUGUAGCGUCCCCCCUCCCCCUCUCCCAACUCAAAGGCUGCCAGAACCUCAGGGAGUUAAGCUAGGCUGUCAACAUGCAUGUGUGCUCCAUAUUCCUGCCCAUGGUCAUUUGAAGAAAUUUGUCCAUAUUCCCCAUAAUUUCAUGUUUCAUAUGUUUACCAUCAAAACUGAUGGCAUGUAUGGUUACCAGGGCUUAUCUUAGUUUGUGGUUAAUUAUUGCAAGUCUUGUCUGUAUGCCACCAUAAAAUUACAUGUAUUUUUAAAUGCUUGCUAUUGUUACUAAUUAUGUUAAUUUAAAAACAAAAAAUUAAAAAAAAACUCGUGUGUAACUAUGUGGGACUGAAUAUCUGAUCUGCAGAAGCAUUUUGGCAGGUUACAGCUUGGAAAUUUUGGCUGUUUAAGCCUCGGAUUAAUGUUUCAAGGAUUUUUUCCCUUUUUCAAUUUUCCCCUUUUUAAAAUGUCUGUUUACAGUAAAAGAUAAAUUGGGUUGUAUGUGAAUAACUGAAGCUGCUACAUAGUUUCUGACCAGCAUGAGAUGGUAGGGUCAGCAUGAAAAUACUUAUGCAUACAACAUGGGAAGCUGGAAUCUGAAGGAGCACACCAUCAACUCCUUUUGACAUUUUAAUAUAGUAGUUCAUAAUUAUUUGCUCAGUGCAUACUGUACCACCAGAGUGAAGUUGGUGACUGGAACAUGUUGCUGUGUUCAAAUACAGUAUUUUUUGACCAGUAUUUGCCAGUGAAAUAAAUUACUGGUUAUGUAUUUCCAAAUGAAAAGAUAACUGAUUUUAUAAGUUUCAGUUCAUAAAGUGGCUACAGCCCUCUUUCCAUCAUGCAAAAGAAUAAGAAAGCUUUUUCCUUUCAAUUUUUGGAAAAUAAUCUUUCUGUAAAAUAAUUAACUUGUACUUUUUCAACACUGGCUGACUAUUCCAUGUUAAUUGUACAGGUAUUGUGAUGUCUAACCGAGUGGGUGAUAAAUUGUCUCCCUGAACAGAAUAAGUAAGGAUGUUUGUCUCUCAAUGGUGGGGGCAGGUAAUAUCUGUGCUGCCUCUUGCAGAGUUUCUAUAUUGAUAUCAGUAAUAACAACAUUUUACAUGUUCUUUUAAUAACAAUACAUAUGUCAGAUUUUUCACAAACUGAGGCGGCUAGCAAAGUGUUCUUUGUUUUGCAGCUUUGAACUUAAAUUUGCUUAUUCCCAAGUGUACUUAUGUUUGCAAUUUGCCCCAGCAUGGUGGUGGAAAGGUGCAUGGAAUAUUUAGUUUUCUUUUAAUUUCAAACUUGUGCUAAACUAGUCAGCACACACUUUUUUUUAAAGAAUCUAGAAUCACCACUGCUUUUUCUCCCUGCUGCAAUAUUUUGGGUGGGGUAAGGAUGUGCUGCAAUAUGCUGUGACUAAUUAUAGUGACUAUGCAUAGUAGCCAUAAAUUAAGUGCUAAUGAGAAAAAGUAUUUGAUUAAUGCCAUUUAAAGCUCAGAACAGCAUAAAGUUUAAAUAUCCAAGGCUGCAGUAUGAUGGCAGCCUUGGAUAGGACGUUUAACUGGUUAGAUUAGAUUAAAUGGUGCAGUUAACUUUAGUGGAAUGAUUUACAUUUGUUGUACAUUUGUGUUCCUGUCAUACAAUUUAUGAAAUUUUUGAAAAUUGACUUCUCUGAAACUAAUUAUAUGAGAGUGUGUUCAAAUUUUAAACAUUAGUUGAUAAACAAUGGGGGUAAUAUCAGACCACACAAACAUACAUUUGCUGCCAUCCAAGCUUAUUCUGUUUUGCUGCUGUGCUAAUAACCUGAGUGUAUUGUGUUUCUGGCUAGGAAUUGGAUAGGACAUUGCAUAAACGGUUAACAUUUUCCAGUCUUGAAUACAUUUUUUUAAUGAAAACAUAGAUUGGCUUCACUCUGGUUACAAUUUGUGUGCAUACUGGUCUGGUCUAUAAAUUAACCAGUUCAAAAUAUUUUUAAAAUUGUCUGUGAAUUCUGCAUAUGUUUUAAGCACCUUGCUAAAAAUACCUGUCUUCAAUUAUUUGCCCUGCUUAGAAUAGUGUAAUUUUCCCUCUUUCCCUUCCCCUCUCGAAAGAGCAUAUCUUUGCUAAUUCUGCCUUAUACGGAAUCCCUCUGUGUAUCAUUGUGUAAAAUUUACUUCCUGGGCUGUUUGCAUUACAUUAGAAAUGCAUUUUGCACACUCAGGUUUUGCUGAAGCUCCAGUAAUGUUUGCUUGAGCUGAUGGUAUUGAGCUAUGCACGUGUUUUGAGUUAGUAGAUUUCUUCCCAUUCGUAUGUUUUUUUUUUGUUUGUGUGUUGUACUUGAUUCUGUGUUUCAAGUUCCAUGGUUGGGUUCAACAAAAUGAACAUAUCCUGCUGGGCAUAUGGUCAGUUAGUAAUUUAGAAUGUCCCUAUUCCUUUGACCCAUUGCGAUAACACUUGCAUCAAUAAAUUAAUGGAUUGCAUCGUAACUCUGCCUGCAGGGUAGAGCAGGAAGGUUUAAUAAACAAAACAACCCAACUCCUUUUUUUUCAUGUAUGUGUUGCCUAUUUGUAUGUCUCUCAAUUGUUAAAAACUAUAAUCUAUAUCACAAAUGUUUUAAAAGUUCUUAUUUCUAACAUUUGUAAAGAACUGCAUAAUUUCUGAUUAAACUGUUGCUAUUUUCAAUUAGUAUCAAUUUUUGAAUUUUGUUUCAGAAGCCAUAGGAGAAUUUAUAUAGAAUGUUAUCUUGUAAAUGGAUGUUAAUAUAAAUAGGUGUACAGAGAGAUGUAUGGCUUUUAGUUUGGCCAAAAUGUAUGUUUCUGAUCAUCAUGGAAAAUCCUUUUUAAGCCAUUUUGAGGUCCUUGAAGCCACAAAGGGUCAGUAGUGUCUUAUUUGGUGAAAACAAAUUUAGCAACACAAGUACAGCAUUUCUUUCUAAUAAACCACCAAUAUAUAUUGCUUAUACUCUUCAAUACAACUUUUUAAAGGUUAAAAUAUUUGGAAUUGUGCAGUAACUUUGGCUGACUAACUUUGGAUGUCAAAUCUAAGUACACAGAUGUAUUAAAGUGUGUAAUCAAAAACAUACAUUUUUAAAAUUUGCUGGCCAGACUUAAUGUACAGUACCUCAGUGAGCUCCAGGAGUUAAUUUUUAUCUAUCAGUUAAAUCAUUCCCAUCACAUUGGCAUUUUUGAAAAUAUCUGGAUUUAAAUGCUGAAAUAGUCCUUCAAAACAAAUGCUAGACCCUCAUUCCAUGAAAAGUUUGUGUGAUUUUAAAGAAACAACAUUUUGGUUGAAAUAAUUAUUGUCCUAAAAUCAUCAUUAUUCAAAACUAAAUGAUGUCAUCUGAGGAUGUCUCCAAAUAAAAUUCAAAGGAAAACCAUUUCUGCAAAGUAUGUAAAUGAGAUAACUUUGUUUAAAAUAGUGUUUAGGGAAUUAACUCUUUAGUUGGGAUCAGUGCUAUUUGAAUAUGUUUAAGAAAUAUCUUGUAUGAAAGAAACACUAUUCCCUUCCUUUGAAAUACUGUAUAUAUUUAAUUUGUUGCCUAAAUACAUUAUAUCAUGAUUUAGCUGGUAUGCAAAGCACAGAAACUAGCCCUGGAUGCUUACGUGCAUGGAUUAUUUUGUAAAAUUUAUCACAGCGACCCGUAGAAAAUUUGGCCUUUGGGAGUUGCCAUGUUUUAUUUAAUGAUUCUGAUUUGUCCACUGCCCCUCCACCUCUACUUGACUGUUGAAAAUAGUUUGAAUUGUUUGGAAGUCUUCAACUGGUAUUUUUUUUCCUUCUGAAAGAGCUGUUUAAUUGCUGGUAUUGUAAAUACCUGAAAUUGAAAGAAUUAGAUAUGUAAAUUAUGAACAAAUGUGGGCCCUCCUUUCCAGAAGUGGGGUUUGUUUAAUAUUGUAUUGGAACACACAAAUAUAUUCUCUGCGAUUGUGUGUCAACCCCAGCUACAACUUGGUCAUGCUUUUUUGUCUUAUGUACUGGUAACUAUCUCUCUCACAAGCAAACAAUUCCACUGCAAAUGUAUUAUUUCUUUCCUCCUAAUAAAAAAAAAUUAUCUGAUGAGUGACUUAUUUUUUAGAAAGAGACAGGCAUUGAAAUAUACUAGGGGGGAGCGGGGAAGAUACCUUCAUCUGACAAGGUUCUUAAAAACUUAGUGAAACUUAAAAAAAAAAAUUGCUGAGCAUGUGACUGAGGAACAGCUCUUGCACAAACAUGUGGUACUGUAUAUUUAAUAACUGUGUAGAUUUUAACUUGGGGCAUGGGACUGUGGCCUUAAUAAUACAUGGCAACUUCAAAGUGUGUGGUAUCUGAAAAUUGCGAUCCAAUUUUAUUGUGUAAGAGGUUUCAUCUGUCAAAGAUUUUGUCACUCCUUAACCUUCUGAAAUUCUUUCCUGUAAUACCUUUCCACUUUGUAAUAGAAUUUAGCUGUAAAAGUCAAUUCCUGUCAGCAUCAGUCAUGCCACCCAGCUACAGGAUGUGAAUUCCGUUUCAGUGCAGGCAUUUCAGUUUUUGUUUCCUUUUGAGACUUAAGUCAUGACUGUCUACUAAGUUCACUGACAAUCAUGGUACAAAAUUGUUCAAAUAAAACUCUUCUGCUUUAUUUUCUGCAAUAAAUCUAUUUUCUGUUCCUUUU
Molecule: messenger RNA, 9426 nt
Organism: Hemiscyllium ocellatum (epaulette shark)
Lineage: Eukaryota; Metazoa; Chordata; Chondrichthyes; Orectolobiformes; Hemiscylliidae
Gene: nufip2
Product: nuclear FMR1 interacting protein 2
Exons: 4
Coding region: 1-1950 (649 amino acids)
Cellular component (GO): nucleoplasm; cytoplasmic stress granule
Molecular function (GO): RNA binding
Source: RefSeq, a predicted model, not a curated record